AUGGCGCCAGCAGUAGCUCCUUGGGCUCCCGGCUUGUGGCGGGCCUGCAACGCACUCAUGGCAGCUUUCUUCGCCCUGGCCGCUGUGGUGCAGGUGAACGAUCCAGAUGCAGAGUUGUGGGUGACACAAAAGUCUUUCCGCAGAGAGAGCUUAUACCAGCAACGCCCACUUCCCAUGACUACACCGGGCAUGACAGUGGUGUACGUGAUCCCAGCAGUGCUUACCCUGCUUGUUGGGUUUAAUCCUCUUGUCACAGGCAACUUCAUCUGGAAGAGUGUGUCUGCGAUACACAUGCUGUUCUGUGUGCUGUGGGCUGGUGGCUUGGCGUACCACUUCUUGCUUCAUGCAAAGCAGAACAUCCUAAAUGAGGAAGAAGGCAGGGAGCUGUCUGGCCUGGUGAUUGUCACAGCAUGGAUGGCCCUGUGCCACAGCUCAUCCAAGAAUCCAGGUGGUGGAAGAAUGCACUUGGCUAUUGCUGUUGUUAUCACCCUAUUCCCACUCCUGUUGUGGCUCUACGUAUACAUGAACAAGGAGAUGCGGUCCUCCUGGCCAACUCACUGCAAGACAGUCAUUUAAAUGAACCCAAUAAUGUUUACAUUAGUAGUUUCAACAUAUUAUACAUAUUGGGGAAAUGGGACAGUUUCCCAGAGAUGAUUUAAAGUCUUGGGAAUGUAACAAGGCUACUCACAAUGUGAUGGACGAUUGACUAGGACAGAUAAGAAUUGGGGACUGAGUCUUCAGAGUCUCUUCUGUGACAGCACUGGACCAGGCAAUGAGCAGAAACUUGAGUUUGAAUCCAGUUUUGCACUAUGUGAUGGGGCAAACCCACGAAUCUCCUGGUACAUAUUUCCUCACGUAUAAAGUAGGAGGUCAGACCUCUUUAGUUACCACAACCAAACUAGUGUGAAGGCACCCUGAGAAGAUAAAGCUCACCUGAGAGUUCCCAAGGGUUUACAGUGAAAGGGGGCUGAGGCUGUACCCAGCCGCAUGCUGACACGGAGUGGGUUCAAAAAGACCACAAUCCCAAGCUAAUCUCAAUGUACUGAACUGGUUCAGCUGCACUGAACCCAGAAAAAUUCCAGGACAGGUGAGCCGAAUGAAAGUAGAAGGAAAAAAAAGUAGAAAUUAAAGAAAAUAUAGAGAAGAUAAAUUUGGAGUUAGCAAGAAUAGGGAAUAUUAAUCAUAAUUUAUUCUCAGUGAAAACUAAGAUGAAAAUAUACACAUCCUUUUAAUGACUGUUGAAGUGACCACAGGGGAGGGGAGCUCUGUAGGGUGACACAGUCCAACAGGGCAUACACAGGUUGUUAUCAAGCACUUGACUUGUGGGCAGGGUGACCAAAGAAGUAAAUUUUUAACUUUUCUACUUUUAGAAGCAGGGAGUCAACUGCCAGGAAAAGUUAAGUGUUGCAUGGAAUCGUGUGUGUGUGUGUGUGUGUGUGUGUGUGUGUGUGUGUGUGUGUGUGUG
Molecule: messenger RNA, 1465 nt
Organism: Mus pahari (shrew mouse)
Lineage: Eukaryota; Metazoa; Chordata; Mammalia; Rodentia; Muridae
Gene: Tmem220
Product: transmembrane protein 220
Exons: 7
Coding region: 1-576 (191 amino acids)
Source: RefSeq, a predicted model, not a curated record